UUACUUGACACUUUCUCAGUCAAGAGGAGGUGAUUCCCACACGCACUGACGCACACACACACACAGACACACACACACAGAACCCUGCUGUCUGUCAUUUCCUGGAUCCUGCGUGUUCCAAACUGCUGUGGAAACUUUCAAAAGUUUGUUGGUGGGACAGGAGGAGGAGGAGGGAGCUCGGUGAGCCUAGUACAGCGGCGCCGCUUCGCUCACACACACGGAUCAGUUCGGGUCUGAGCUGCGGGGAUGGCGGCUGUGAAGGCGCUGCAGCAGUGGUGCCGGGUCCGGUGUGAAGGCUACCGGGAUGUGUCCAUCACCAACAUGACCACGUCCUUCAGGGACGGCAUGGCUUUCUGCGCUCUCAUCCACAAACACAGACCCGAGCUCAUCAAUUUUGAUUCACUGAAGAAGGAAGAUGUUUAUGAGAACAACAAACUUGCGUUCAAGGUUGCAGAGGAGAAGUUGGGAAUUCCAGCGCUGUUGGAUGCAGAAGACAUGGUGGCUCUUAGGGUUCCUGACCGUCUCAGUAUCCUGACAUACGUGUCCCAGUACUACAACUACUUCCAUGGACGCUCCCCGAUUGGUGGUAUGGGAGGUAUAAAGCGCCCAGCAGACGGCCCCACAGACGAACCGUCUGGGAAAAAGAACCAGCCGGUGGCGGCGAAGGUGUUUCCCUCUUCCAAACCAGCCAGAGAGAACAGCCCUCCCCCCUCCUCCAACAUAACCCGGCCUUCUCCUUCCCCAAAACAAACCAGGAUUGCCACAAAGGAUGUUGUGGUUGAGAAAUCCCAUCAGACAGGCACCCUGAGUAACAAAUGUGUGUCCUGCAACAAGCACGUUCAUCUGGUGCAGCGACAUCUAGUGGACGGGAAGCUCUAUCACAGGAACUGUGCAAAGUUACUGUCGCCUACUAACCCAACUGCACCGCUCAGUGGCUUACCCACAAACACUCCUGUUUCUAGAUUCACUCCUUUAGCAGACUCCCCUAAAGCCAACACAACUCCUCCAAACCAUGCACCCUCCAGACUGAGACCAUCAUGGCCGACGGAUAAACCCAGCACCCCUCCCAGCUUCUGCACCACUUUUUCUUCCCCGUCUCCUUCCCGGCCUGCUUCAAGUCUCUCUUCCACUGCUAAAGAGAGUCAGACGUGUGUUGUCUCCAAACCCACGGCUUCACGGACUACUUGUGAAUCUACCUUCACCACAACAACCACUUCUAUCAACACCGGGCCCACUGCUGCUCCUCGUACCUCAACCACGGCGGCAAAGACACUACAGUCCAAGCUCAAUUUCUUCGAACUCCGACCACCCGCUGACCUGCAGACUCCGAUAGACAGCCAGACUCCGAGCCCGGCCGACAGGAGUGGACUCGGAGCCAAAACCCCAGACAAAGGCGCCUCAAAGCCCGGCAAUGAAUCACCCAACACCUCAGUAUCAGAAAACAAGGACUCUCCUGCAGACUGGAGGUUGAAGCUUAAACCCGUCUCCAAACCUGCUGGUCCCACCCAGUCCUCUCCUAAAGCGCGGGCUAAUGGAGCUGGAAAGCCUCAGACUUCAGAGCUGUCUGUCGGGCCUUCUCCCUCCUCUCGUCUGCCCAGCCCGAGCGUUUCUGUCGCUCCACCUGCAGCUCCACCUGCAGCAAAGGGAUUCCUGAAUGGUCAGAGAGACCCAACUGCAAAUGGCACCAAGCCAGAGUCAAAGAAUUCCAAGACGAAGCCGGGCUACAUUCUCAAAGAGGACAUCAUGAAGGAACUGCAGGAGAUUGAAGAUAAUUUGAACGAGUGGGAGAAGAGGGGAGUGGAGCUGGAAGUGAGGCUCCGCAGCAGUGAAGAAGAGGGUGAAGAUGACUCUCUCAUGGAUGAGCUCAUGGUCGAGUGGUUCAACUUGAUCAGGAACAAGCAGGUGGCCAUGCGCCGGGAGUCUGAACUGGUCUACAUUGGAAAAACCCAGGACCUGGAGGAAGAGCAGCCCAGUGUUGAGCAGGAGCUCAGGAAACUGAUGGAAAAACCAGAACAUCUGAAAACAACCUGGGACCGUAAGAGAGAAGAGCAGCUGAUGGCCAAACUGAUGGAGAUCGUCAACGACAGAAACGCUAUUAUAGAGGGUCUGGAUGAGGACAGACUCAGGGAGGAAGAGGAGGACGAACAACUAAACAAGAUGAUGAUGAAUUUCAACAUAAAGAAAGACAAACCAAAGAAAAAGUCUCCGAAGUUCAAACUGUUUUGGGGGAACAAGAAGGAGGGAUGAUGCUCCGCAACACACAGCUGUGUGUGUCUGUGUGUGUGUGUCUCUGUGUGUGUGUGUGUGUGUGUGUGGUCAAUUUAAGCACUUUUGAAGAAAUUCCCUUCCCUCUGACGACUGCAUCACUCCUGCCUGCCAGUGACACACAAUGUUGAGGGGUUAAUGACUCAUCAGCCAUGAUGACAUUGGGUUCAGUGCUCUAGUUGUUAAUUUUAAUACCCUUCUAGUCUUAAUCUGUCUACUGCUCUUAAAUACACACACACACACACACACACACACACACACACACACACACACACACACACACACACACACACACACACACACACACACACACACACACACACACACACACUCACACUUUAUAUAUUUGCAACUUAUUGAAAUGUUGGUUGUUUGCAGUAACACUACAGAUGGUAAUACGACUUAAAGAACAGAGGUCACAGCUGUUUCUUGCUCUUUGCUCAGCACUACAAGACUGACUUGACAGGAUCACUCUCUGACCUUGUUGUAGUCGAUUACAUGUUGAACUGCAUUUAAUCUUAAAGGUCUCGCUCUGUGUAGUUUUGUGUCAAAUACAGCACUCCUUUCUUUCUCGGACAGCAACAAGUUUACUCCGAGCGCUGCCCUUUGAUAAGGACAUGUUAUUUAGUUUCUUCUAGACCAGUGGUUUCUAAGGUUCAAGAGUCGUGAGAUGUUUCACAUGAAAGCAAAAAGCAGAAAAAAACAAUUUUCUCUACACAAGAUUAUAAAUUAAUAAAGCUAUCAUUACUCUUUAGACUUUGUCACAGCCUGUAGGAUUAUGCGACCUAUGACACGCGUUUGCAAGUAGGCAUAUAUUUGUUUUGGUUAAAAGCCAGAAAGGCUGGCUCAUAUGUGCAUUUUACUCUGGACCUUUGGGAACAGUAGAUCAUGAAGGUUCACUUACUAAUGGUUUAGAGAUUUCAACAUCAGGUUUUAUUCAGCAAAUAUAAUCCUUUAAUAACAAAGUGAAAAGCUCUGAGACAGUAAGCGCCCCUUUGAGUUAUUAUUCUCUUCACUAUAUACAAAUGGAUGUUUCUUUAAGUAAUACAGUCAUGAGGUAAUUCAUAUUGGAUGCUCAAACAUAGCUGCAAGAAUGUCACUGGAUGUCAUGCUUUGUUUAUUGGCCGUUUUACCUUCCAAUCCAACUAUGUUCUGCUGUACUUGAAUAGUUUGAAUGUUUAUGGUUGACUAGAGGAAAAGGGGAUACAUCUGGUUUGUGUUGUGUGACUCACAGUCACACAACAAAGUAUUCAAACUGAAAGCAAGAGUUGAUGUUUUUGAUUCUUAGAAAUACAAGAACUGGUCCAUAUUGGGUCUGGAUUCUGUACACAUUCUCUCUCAAAUCUUUCUUUGUUGAAUGAAUUGUUUAGUUUGUGUGUUAUAGUCUAUUACUUGUAAAAGUCAUUUUUGGAUAGGCACUGAGGCAAACUUUAAAUUUUAGUUGUGGCUAAACUGAUCAAUUUCAACACAACUUCUUGUUACUACACAAAAGGUAACAUUGUAUAUAUGUUAAUGUUCUUGUCCCCUUUAUUUCCCUUCAUCUCAGUUGUAUAUAUUGUAUAAAGUUGGUCCUUACAGAACUCUGGCCUGAACAAAUUACCGUCAUAAAUCUACUAAAAAUGUUAAUAAAAAGACAAUAUUAUGAAUUGA
Molecule: messenger RNA, 3915 nt
Organism: Perca fluviatilis (European perch)
Lineage: Eukaryota; Metazoa; Chordata; Actinopteri; Perciformes; Percidae
Gene: micall2b
Product: mical-like 2b
Exons: 16
Coding region: 247-2247 (666 amino acids)
Molecular function (GO): protein binding
Source: RefSeq, a predicted model, not a curated record